Messenger RNA from Paramisgurnus dabryanus, 2234 nucleotides. It is a transcript of the gene wnt1, whose product is annotated as wingless-type MMTV integration site family, member 1. Gene Ontology annotation, biological process: canonical Wnt signaling pathway; neuron differentiation; cell fate commitment. Gene Ontology annotation, molecular function: frizzled binding; cytokine activity. Gene Ontology annotation, cellular component: extracellular region. The record is from RefSeq and is a predicted model, not a curated record. NCBI's taxonomy places the organism in Eukaryota, Metazoa, Chordata, Actinopteri, Cypriniformes, Cobitidae.
UUAUUACGAUUCUCGCUGAAUGUAUCUCUGGACGAGGAUUACAAAAUGAUACGUAAUUUAAAACGCGGAUCUUUUCUUCAUCUCCUGUCCUUUAUGCCGGAUUUUGCCUCCUGUAUUCAUUGUGACCAAUGAGAAGAAUUAAGCUAUCCGUCCAUUCAGUUCCACUCAAAAGGCGAGAGGAAAAAAACAGAGGGAGAUGAGAGCAGCAAAUCCCUUUUUAUUCAUCUUGUAGCGUUCAAUAAGUGAACAAUGUGUCGCCUAUCAGUCACCGAGGGGAUCAGAUCUGCGGGACUGUCCCACGCGCUCAGUGCAGAGCAUCACUAACACAGAGACUGUAGCAGUUGCAUCACACUCAGGACCUUUACUGUGACUUCAGCACCAAGAGCGCAACACUCGGGCAAAUCUCAUCUCUCAAGAUACAAAGCAAUUAUCUCAAUUUCCUGAAGAAACGUUAUCCUAUAACUGUCAGUGGCACUGGAAUGUGGAGUGAUAUCAUGCGGGUACUGGCGUUGCUUCUCGCAGUUAAAGCGGCGUGUGUUCUGCUCGUGUCCUCACUCACUGGCACAGGCGCAGUCAACAACAGCGGACGAUGGUGGGGCAUUGUGAAUGUGGCAUCCUCAGGCAAUCACCUCACCAACUCCAAAAAUGUGCAGUUGGUACUGGACCCCAGCUUGGCACUGCUCAGCCGCCGACAGAGGAAACUGAUCCGGCAAAACCCUGGCAUCUUGCACGCCAUUGCUGCAGGCCUGCAUACAGCCAUCAAGGAAUGCAAAUGGCAGUUUCGUAACCGACGCUGGAACUGUCCGACCACCCAAAGCCCCAAUGUCUUUGGCAAAAUUGUCAACCGUGGUUGCCGUGAGACUGCGUUUGUGUUUGCUAUCACGAGUGCCGGCGUCACUCACGCUGUGGCUCGGUCCUGCUCCGAGGGGGCAAUUGAGUCCUGCACCUGUGACUACCGGCGCCGGGGUCCUGGAGGGCCAGACUGGCACUGGGGAGGCUGCAGCGACAAUGUGGAUUUUGGCAGGAUGUUUGGACGAGAGUUUGUGGAUUCCAGUGAGAAGGGCCGAGAUCUCCGUUAUCUGACCAACCUGCACAACAAUGAGGCGGGGAGAACGACAGUCUCAUCAGAGAUGCAACAAGAAUGCAAGUGUCAUGGUAUGUCUGGGUCCUGCACGGUUCGAACCUGUUGGAUGAGACUGCCAAGCUUCCGUGUAGUGGGAGACUUUCUAAAGGACCGCUUCGAUGGUGCAUCCCGAGUCGUGUACGCCAACAAAGGCAGCAACCGUGCCUCUCAUCGAGCCGACCCCCGACACCUGGAGCCGGAAAAUCCAGCACACAAGCUCCCAUCUGUUCGAGACUUGGUCUACUUCGAAAAGUCACCCAACUUCUGUUCUUACAAUGGGAAAACAGGCACACAUGGCACAUCGGGACGCACCUGCAACAGUUCAUCGCCAGCACUGGACGGGUGCGAGCUGCUGUGCUGUGGACGAGGAUACAAGACUCAGACCGAGCAGGUGACGGAAAGAUGCCAUUGUACUUUCCACUGGUGUUGUCACGUGAGCUGCCUCAAUUGCACCAGUACACAGAUCGUCCAUCAGUGUCUAUGAGAACAAACUGAGAAAGUGGAGGUGAAAGAAUGGAUUGGAGGUUUUAUAGGAGAAGAGGUGGUCAGCCAAAAAUGAAAAAUUCAUAAUUUACUCACCCAUUUCAUAUCAAACCCCCUUUUUUUUUGGUAGAACACAAGAUUAACUUGUCGCUUGUCGGACUAAAGCUGUCAGUCCUUAACAUCACAUUCUGUUUAUCACAAGUCUUAUAUGGGAACAUGAGGAUGAGACAAAAUCAAUGACAGAAAUGUAUAAUUUUUGAUUCAUCCAACACAAACCUGUAUACAUUUUUUGUUCUGCUGAACAGUUUUGGGGGUAACGCAUUACAAGUUACGUGCAUUACGUAAUAAUAUUACUUUUCUGAAGUAAUGAGUAAAGUAACGCAUUACUUUAUAAAUGUACACAUUAAUAUUUCAGUUACUUUUUAAAAAAAGUAAUCAGAGUUACUUUUUAGUUUAAUUAAUUUGAUUAAAAAAAACGUAGUCACAAAAUUGAACGUAGUCACGUAAAAUUACGCACUCUUAUGCGUGCGCGCAUUAGCGGAAACAGUUUGAAUCACAAACGGAGAUGGCAGGCCAGAGCUUGACAUUUUUGCGAUGGAAAUGUGCGAUUUCUGAAUGCAGAACUUCU